AUGGCCAAACCAACCACAACCGAUAAAAAAUCACCAGCAGCAUCAAAUAAAAAAAAUAUCAAAAAUGAUAACAAUAAUAACAAAAAACCAUUCAACAAAAAAGAUAAUAACAAUAACAAAGAGCCAAUGGAAGAUAAAAAGGUAGUUCAAAAGACCAAAUUAACCAAAAGAGAAAAGAGAGAAGAAAAAUUCGAAAAGAAAGCUAAAUUCGACACCAACUUCACAUUAGUCAGAGAAUUAAAAUUAUUAUGGGUUAAAAUUAAAGAAAUUAAAUUAUCAACUGAAGAAAGAGCAGUUUUAGUCGAACAACUCACUCAAAAAUUAAAAGGAAAUGUUUUAAAUGUUGUUGUUAAACACGAUGCUUCAAGAAUCGUUCAAACUCUUUUAAAGUAUGGUGACGAAAAACAAAAAUCAAUCAUUUAUAAAGAAUUAAAAGAUCACGAAAUUGUUAUUUCAAAGAGUCAAUAUGGUAGAUUUUUAAUCCUCAAACUUUUAAAGUAUGGUAAUGAAGAACAAAGAAACUCAAUUAUCAAAGCUUACAAUGGCAAAUAUUUACAAUUACUUUCACAUAAAGAAUCUGCCUCUGUCGUCGAAUAUAUCUACUCUGAAAUCGCUUCAAAAUUACAAAAGACCCAAAUUGUCGAAGAGUUUUAUGGUCCAGAAUAUCGUUUAUUCAAAACUGAUACCCCAAGAACUUUAGAUACUAUCCUUGAAACCUCACCACAAAAAAAAGAAUCAAUCAUUACUUUCCUUUCAGCUCAAUUAACUAAAAUUUUAUCAUCAAAAGGUGAACGUUUAGUACAAUAUACCAUUGUUCAACAUUUAUUAUUAGAUUUAUUCAGACAUUCAAAACCAGAUACUUGUACUGAUAUGUCAGAAACUUUAAGUGAAAUUUUAUUACCAAUGAUACACACCAAAGAAGGUGCACAAGUUGCCUAUCAUGUAGUUUCAUAUGGUUCACCAAAAACCCGUAAAACUAUUAUUAAAACAUUAAAAGAUUUCUUUACCAAAGUUGCAUGUGAAGAAUAUGGUUAUUUAGCUUUAAUUCGUUUAUUAGAUGUUACAGAUGAUACCCAAAUGAUUAUUAAAUCAGUAUUUAGCGAAUUAAUUCCAACUUUACCAGAAACAUCAAUUACAAAACAAGGUUGUCUUUGGAUUUUACACAUUUUAACUCCAUAUUCACCACAAAAUUUCACCGAACAAACUCUUUCACUUUUAACACCAACAAUGAAAUCAUCAGUCGGUAUUGAACACAGCAUUAGCAAAAAAGAUCGUGAACAAAGAAGAAAAGAAUUAUUAAACUUUAUUUCACCAAAACUUGUCGAACUUUGUUCAAGUCACACUGAAGAUCUCCUCUCAAGUCAAUGGGGUACCAAAGUUUUAAAUGCUACACUUAAAUUUGCCGAUGGUAACAAAAUGAUCCUCAUGAAAAAAGUACUUGAAGUUUUAACCGAAGAAUUCCUUGAAGAGCAACACAUCAACGUUCAAACCUUACUUAGAAACGAUCAUAUUAAAACUACUGAUUUACCACUUCAAUUAUUAGAGAAAUUCAAUUGGAUCGAAUUAUGUUUAAAGAAUCAAAAUACUGUUUAUAUUUAUAGAGAUCUCUUAAAAUCAUUACCAAAUGAUUCAAAAGAAAAAGUUAAAGCUCAAGCUGAUUUAAAGAAAUCAAAAUCAAAAUUAGAAUCAACUAAAUUCAAAGGUAUUGAAAAUUUAUUUAAUUUAAAGGAUGAAAUCGAAUUACAAGAACACAAACAACCACAACAAGCAGAAACCACCAAAAAAACUUCAAUGGCUAAACAAAAAUCAAUUAAAAAAGUUGAAGAAUCUGAUAACGAAGGUGAUGAUUCUGAAGAAGAAAAAGUUAUUGAAGAAAAAAAACCAGUUGCUAAAAAAGUUGCCAAAACCACCACCACUAUUUCCACUAAAAAAUCUCUUACUAAAAAAUAA
Dictyostelium purpureum is the source of this 1950-nucleotide messenger RNA. RefSeq lists its product as uncharacterized. The record is from RefSeq and is a predicted model, not a curated record. Gene Ontology annotation, biological process: regulation of translation. The transcript is spliced from 2 exons. Bases 1 to 1950 code for a protein of 649 amino acids. Gene Ontology annotation, cellular component: nucleolus. Gene Ontology annotation, molecular function: mRNA binding. Lineage: Eukaryota; Evosea; Eumycetozoa; Dictyosteliales; Dictyosteliaceae.